Molecule: messenger RNA, 843 nt
Organism: Scedosporium apiospermum
Lineage: Eukaryota; Fungi; Ascomycota; Sordariomycetes; Microascales; Microascaceae
Product: Pyrroline-5-carboxylate reductase
Exons: 2
Coding region: 1-843 (280 amino acids)
Biological process (GO): L-proline biosynthetic process
Molecular function (GO): pyrroline-5-carboxylate reductase activity
Source: RefSeq, a predicted model, not a curated record
AUGACUCCCUCGCUCCAAGACGCCAAGAUCUGCUUCAUUGGCGGCGGAAACAUGGCCGCCGCCAUCAUCGGGGGUCUCCUCUCCAAGGACAUCUCGAAGCAGAACAUCUUCGUCUCCGAGCCCUGGGAUGUGAACCGCGAAAAGAUGGCCGCCAUCGGCGUGCGCACCACAAUCUCCAACGAGGAGGCUUCUGGCGACGCCGACCUCGUCAUCCUCGCCGUCAAGCCCCAAGUCACCAAGGUCGUCUGCGAGGAGCUCGGUGCCGCCUGGGCCAAGCGCGAGAGUCUUCCCCUUGUCAUCUCCAUCUCUGCAGGCAUCACCCUGGCGAGUCUUGCUGCGUGGUUUACGCAAAACGGUCGCGCUCCUCACAUCGUGCGCGUCAUGCCCAACACCCCCGCUCUGGUCGGUGAGGGAGCUUCGGGAGUCUACGCUGGCGAGGGCGUAACGGAGGCUGAGAGGAGCUUGACCUCUGCUCUCCUGGGAAGCGUUAGCAAGGCCACUGAGUGGGUAGAUAAGGAGGAGCUGCUCGAUGUUGUCACUGGUCUUUCUGGCUCCGGUCCCGCCUACUUCUUUGCCUUCGUCGAGCACCUCAUCGCCAGCGCCACCAGCCUAGGUCUCUCCGAGGAACAGGCUACCCGCCUUGCUAAGCAGACCUGCUACGGAGCCGGCAAGAUGCUGGUCGAAUCGUCAGAUGAGCCUGCCCAGCUACGAAAAAACGUCACCAGCCCCAACGGUACCACUUACGCCGCCCUGGUAAGCUUUGAGAACGCCGGCCUGAAAGAUAUUGUGGAUGGUGCGGUCAAGGCCGCUACGGUCCGGGCUGAGGAGCUUGGGAAGAACUAA